AUGUCGCGAAAAAUAAUAGAUCACGACGAAGAAGAUCGAGAUUCUUCAGAAUACGAAGAAAUCGAUGAAGAAGAUGAAGAUCAAGAAAUAUUUAGUCAAGAAAAUCAAAUAAUUUACGAGCAAGAAGAAGAAGAACCACAAAUAAUUGAUGUUGUCGGCAUGGAAAACGCUGAAAAUGCGGCUGAAAUAUUCUAUGAUGAUGAAGAUAUGCAAGAUUUAGUUAUACAUGAGAUUUAUGGCGGUGAAAAUGAGAAUGAGAAUAUGGCGAGCACUUCGCAAGCUUUAGCUUUUCCUGGAUCCUCACAGCAACAACAACAAAAGCAAGUUUCGAAGCGAAUUUCGAGCAAUUUGGUGCAAACUGAUCCGAUUUGUAUUGUUUGUUCGCGAUUGGAAUCGGAGAAGAUUCGACUUUUUCGAUGGCCAAAAAAUGAGGAUUUAAGGGAACAAUGGUAGGAAUUUUCGUGAAUUUUUCAAUUUUCAUGGCACGACUAUUUUUGGUAGACAAACUUUUAACAAACAAAAAAAUUCAAUUUUUUUUUUCAAAUUUUGAGCUAUAAAACUUGGUUAAGGAAAAGUACAUAAAAUUUCUAUUUCAAAGUUUUUCAGCUCCAAAACUUGUUUUUCUGGAAAAUCAAACUUUUAACAAAACCUAACGCAUUUUCUCUAUUUUUCCAUUCAAAUCUUACUUUUUUCAGGAUUCAUUUCUUCCGUCUCCCACAAAACCUGCUCCAAAUCAAUCCCGAACCCUAUAUCUGCAGUUUCCAUUUCACAGCCGACACAUUUCUAAUGGUUGAAGAUCGAAUUUUCUGGAAAGCUUCAGCUCUGCCAAAAUAUCACCUAAGAAGGCCAUGUUUAACAGAUUCAUUUCCAUGGGAAAAUCCGGAUAAAAAUGGAAAUGGAACCAACGCGAAAAAAUCGAUAUUGCCUCUUCCAAAAACCACACCAGAAUAUCGGAUUCGUUAUCGAUUGCCUUAUAAUAAAAAUCGAUCGAAAAAUUCGCAUCCUGUGGCUAUUUUAACACCAAUUUGCCCGUCUCAAAGUCAUUUGUUUUAUGAAUUUCAUUUUAAUCGAAAUGGAUUGAAUGGAACAAAGUUUUAUGCUUGUUUGAGUUGUCGGAAAGCAAAAAGUGAAAGUUCGUUGGCUUUUUUGAAUAAAAUAAGUGCUGUAAAUUCAGAAAAAAACAUGAUUUUUAUCUUGAAAUUACAAAAACUGAAUAAAUUUAUCCAUUCAGAAUCUCUUAAAUUCCAGCCAUCUAAAUUCUAACAUGACCCCAACACACUAUAAAAAUAUCUUUCAAAAUUUGCAGCCGGAAUCCGUGACGUGAUUCGCACGAUUCAUAUCCAGAAUGCCAAAAUCUUCACACCCGGCGAUCCAUUUUUGGGACAUCAUUUCGCUUGUCGGCCACAUAGUGUUUACGACUACAACAAUUCACAAACAUCGCAAAAUUUGGCACCAAAUCGUAACGUCGUUUUUUUGGAAGAGGAAGAAGAUGACGAGGCAUAUUUGACGGCACAAAUUAAUGGUGAACCAUUGGUGCAUGUGACAACAAACAACACGAUGGCACCAAUUUUGGUGGACCCACCACAACCGGUUACAAAUUCAAACGAGAGAAGAAUCGAAGAUGAAUACGAUAUUCCCCCAAUUUUGGAGCCGGAACCAGAUCCAGUGCCUGAAGUGAAAAUUCCCCAACCAAAAGCAAAAUGUGUGCUAAAAUCGAAAAUUGCCACGAAAAAAUCGCUGAGAUUGAAAUGUCAUCUUUGCAUAACUCGACGACCUUUUUCGACGACACGCGAUUUUGUCAAUCAUUUGCAGAAACAUUUAACAUGA
This is a messenger RNA of Caenorhabditis angaria, 1827 nucleotides long. The record is from the annotation of a GenBank genome assembly. NCBI's taxonomy places the organism in Eukaryota, Metazoa, Nematoda, Chromadorea, Rhabditida, Rhabditidae.